Messenger RNA from Anopheles marshallii, 1077 nucleotides. Its product is annotated as elongation of very long chain fatty acids protein 7. The coding region runs from base 1 to 1077 and encodes 358 amino acids. Gene Ontology annotation, cellular component: endoplasmic reticulum membrane. Gene Ontology annotation, biological process: fatty acid elongation, polyunsaturated fatty acid; fatty acid elongation, saturated fatty acid; very long-chain fatty acid biosynthetic process. The record is from RefSeq and is a predicted model, not a curated record. Lineage: Eukaryota; Metazoa; Arthropoda; Insecta; Diptera; Culicidae. Gene Ontology annotation, molecular function: fatty acid elongase activity. The transcript has 7 exons.
AUGGCACAGAUUUUAACCAACAUAUAUGACUGGUAUAGAGACCUCAUGGACAAUCAGAGCGAUCCUCGGGUCGCAGAUUGGCCGAUGAUGUCGUCGCCCUUUCCCACUCUAGGCCUUUGCAUAUUUUAUGCGUACUUUAGCAAAUCGCUAGCACCAAAGCUGAUGGAAAAGCGAAAACCAAUGGAUCUUAGGAAUACUCUAGUAAUUUAUAAUCUCUUCCAAACUAUCUUCAGUACAUGGAUAUUCUACGAGUACCUUCAAAGUGGAUGGGGUGGACGCUACAGCUUUAGAUGCCAGCCUGUUGACUAUUCAGAUAACCCACUCGCUCUACGGAUGGCCCGAACGUGCUGGUGGUACUAUGUCUCGAAAUUCACCGAGUUCUUCGACACGCUGUUCUUCAUCCUACGGAAAAAGACUCAGCACGUCUCGACACUGCACGUUAUCCACCACGGCUGCAUGCCGUUCUCGGUGUGGAUGGGUAUGAAAUUCGCCCCCGGUGGCCACAGCACAUUCUUCGCAAUGCUGAAUUCGUUUGUACACAUUGUGAUGUACUUCUACUACAUGGUAGCUGCGCUCGGACCACAAUACCAAAAGUACAUCUGGUGGAAAAAGUAUCUCACCGCAUUCCAGAUGGCCCAAUUCGUCGCCAUCUUCACGCACCAGUUCCAGCUACUGUUCACUGAAUGCGACUAUCCGAAGGGUUUCAUGGUGUGGAUUGGACUGCACGGUAUCAUGUUCCUGUUCCUGUUCUCCGAUUUCUACAAGCAGGCGUAUAACAAGCGGGUCGGACGCGCCAAAAGGGAAGCGGAAGCAUUGUUGGCUAAGUCGCAUGCCAACGGAAAGCUGCACAACGGCGAUGUCGUCAAUAACAACCAGGGUGCUUGCAUGCCCGUCCUGAACGAUGAUGACGAACUGCACCAGCGAAAGGUUACCGGGAAUGGAAUAUAUUUAAAUGGUGGUGCCAAAACAGCGAAUUCCUACAGCAAUGGCAAUUCGAACGGUUUUGUCGAAUCGAUUCAGCAGUCGAAUGGUGGCAUCGGCGAGAACGGGGGAGCACGGGUCCGGAAAAUCCAAUAA